AUGUCAACACUUAACGAGCUUCAUCUUCAAGAACAGAUAUGCUACGUGCAAUGUGGAGUCUGCAGCACCAUGUUACUGGUCAGUGUCCCACCCAGCAGUUUAUCAAUGGAGGUGACUGUAAAAUGUGGAAACUGCACAAACCUCCUUUCUAUUAAUAUGAUGAAAGCUUCUUUUGUCCCUUUUCAACUCUUUCCUUCCCAGUUUACUUAUGCUGUUCAGCCAAAAGAAGGUAGUCCAGAAGAAAACGCAGACAAGAGUCCUUGUUCUGAUAGUGGGGAAGAAGAUGCGAUCCCAAUGAGUGAUGCCAUUAAUGAACGGAAAAGGCAGAAAAAACCAUCGGCCUAUAAUCGCUUCAUCCGAGAAGAGAUCAGAAGGCUGAAGGCUGAGAACCCAGACAUGGUCCACAAGGAAGCUUUCAGAACAGCAGCCAAAAAUUGGGCCAACUUCCCUCAAGCUCAAUCUAAAGAAGAAGAUGAAGAAAGCUGUAGCCAUGUGGAUCCACAUGAAGAUGCUGAGAAGGAAAAAUCAUAGUAAUUUCAAAAUCAGACUACAAUGCAAGGGCUUUUUGGGUCUUUCACUUCAUGACACUUGUUAUCCUCAUAUAUAUAGUAAUAACUAGUGAUACCUGCUUGUGAUACGUGUCCUCCUCCAGAUAUCAUCAUCUUCCUAGUGUAAUUAUAAAAUUUGAAUCUGAUAUGUGAUCACUGGAACCUUUUUG
This is a messenger RNA of Neltuma alba, 718 nucleotides long. Its product is annotated as axial regulator YABBY 4-like. Gene Ontology annotation, biological process: multicellular organism development; cell fate commitment; plant ovule development. The coding region runs from base 1 to 531 and encodes 176 amino acids. Gene Ontology annotation, cellular component: nucleus. The transcript is spliced from 6 exons. NCBI's taxonomy places the organism in Eukaryota, Viridiplantae, Streptophyta, Magnoliopsida, Fabales, Fabaceae. The record is from RefSeq and is a predicted model, not a curated record.